Panthera uncia (snow leopard) is the source of this 2392-nucleotide messenger RNA. RefSeq names its product SS18L1 subunit of BAF chromatin remodeling complex (gene SS18L1). Gene Ontology annotation, biological process: positive regulation of dendrite morphogenesis; positive regulation of transcription by RNA polymerase II. Gene Ontology annotation, molecular function: transcription coactivator activity. Gene Ontology annotation, cellular component: nucleus. NCBI's taxonomy places the organism in Eukaryota, Metazoa, Chordata, Mammalia, Carnivora, Felidae. The transcript is spliced from 10 exons. Bases 1091 to 2380 code for a protein of 429 amino acids. The record is from RefSeq and is a predicted model, not a curated record.
GCAGACUCGGCCUUGUGGCGUGGCCCAGUCAGGCCCUUUGUGCCGCCUUGGCCUCCCCUCCGUGGACGGGCUCGGGCCCCGAGCUCUGGAGGAGGACUCCGUGGUCAGAGUGCAGGGAGGAGCCCACGUUGCACAGCGAGGAAGGGUGAGCUGCCUUCUGGGCGGUGGCGAGCAGGGGGCGCCUCCUCUGGCUCAGGGGCCUGUGGCGCUGAGCCCUCCCAGAAGAGCCCGCACCGUGGUGACCGGUGGUCGUUAAGGACAAAAGUCACAGAGCUUUCUUUCGGCCCGAGUUUCCGAGUAAAGACCUUUCCGUGGAAAGCAGCGUUGGCCUUGGGCGCGGUCCUGCCCCUCCUUCCAGAGGGUGCUCGCGGGCACGGGUGGUGAAUAAGCCGGGAUCUUCUCUUCACAGCUGGCUGGAGGAGGGCUCACCUUGGUGGGCACCGCCCCGUGCACAUUGCCCUGCCCUCCCCUCCCCAGAGGCUCCGGCUCACCCCUCCCUGCUCCCACUAGGCCCUCCUCCCCCUUGUGCUUCCUUCCAUCGCCUCCUCCCGGGUCUCCCCAGACCCUGCCGGGCGCUGCCCCCAACGUGGCCGUCCUGAAAAGCUGGCUCCGGUAGGCCUUUGUGGUGCCCCGCAGGGCUGCGAGCUGCCUCGCCCGGGCGGGGCUGCCUGCCUGGCCUCUCCAGACAGAGACCCGGCGGCCCAGCAUCCCUAACGUAGACUCUGGGCCCGCCCUAGCUGGACAGAUGCGCUGUGGUCACGGGCCCUAGAAAAUGGUGAGCUGGCGGCUGUGGGUCUUCAUCUGCCGGGUGAGAGGUCCUGGGACCCGCCCCUGGGUUUGGUGGGCGGGGGGGCGCGGGGUUGACCCUGGCACAUGGAGGGCCACAUGCUUAGCACAGGGACGUGGAGAGUGUUCGGUUCUGCCGAGCGGCGCGAUGAGCAAGAGUGGCAGUUCUGCGUGUAGAACGCCUGCACGCAGGUGACGGUUACUGUCACGCGCCUAAUGGAGCGACUCCGGCUCCGCCCCGUGACCCUCCAGCCGGGCGCCGGAGACGCAUCUGUGUCCCUGUUCACAUCCGCUUCCCCUUCAGAUGCUGGACGAGAACCACCACCUGAUCCAGUGUAUCCUGGACUACCAGAGCAAGGGCAAGACGGCCGAGUGCACCCAGAUCCCGCUCACGACUCAGGCCGGGUCCUGUUCCCUGCCCGGCCCUGUGCUAGAGCACAGAGCGCUGUGUUGCCUGCCCCGUCCCCGAAGGUACCAGCAGAUCCUGCACCGGAACCUGGUCUACCUGGCCACGAUCGCGGAUUCUAACCAGAACAUGCAGUCCCUGCUGCCCGCCCCGCCCACCCAGAACAUGAACCUGGGCCCCGGAGCGCUGUCCCAGAGCGGCUCCAGCCAGGGCCUGCACUCCCAGGGCAGCCUCAGUGAUGCCAUCGGCACGGGCCUGCCCCCGUCCUCCCUCAUGCAGGGCCAGAUCGGCAACGGUCCGAACCACGUGUCCAUGCAGCAGACGGCGCAGAGCACGCUGCCCACCACCUCCAUGAGUAUGUCGGGCAGCGGCCACGGCACGGGGCCCGGCUACAGCCACUCGGGACCCGCCUCUCAGAGCGUGCCCCUGCAGGGCCAGGGCGCCAUCGGCAACUACGUGUCCCGGGCCAACAUCAACAUGCAGUCCAACCCAGUGUCCAUGAUGCACCAGCAGGCGGCCUCGUCCCACUACAACUCGGCGCAGGGUGGGAGCCAGCACUACCAGGGCCAGUCGUCCAUCGCCAUGAUGGGCCAGAGCGGGCAGGGGAGCAGCAUGAUGGGGCAGCGGCCCCUGGCGCCCUACCGGCCCUCCCAGCAAGGCUCGUCCCAGCAGUACCUGGGCCAGGAGGAGUACUACGGAGGCGAGCAGUACGGACACGGCCAGGCCGCCUCAGAGCCCAUGAGCCAGCAGUACUACCCUGACGGACACGGAGACUACGCCUACCAGCAGUCGUACACGGAGCAGAGCUACGACCGGUCCUUCGAGGAGUCCACGCAGCACUACUACGAGGGCGGGAACUCGCAGUACAGCCAGCAGCAGGCGGGGUACCAGCAGGGCGCGGCCCAGCAGCAGGCCGGGUACCAGCAGCAGUACCCCAACCAGCAGAGCUAUCCCGGGCAGCAGCCGGGCUACGGGCCUGCCCAGGGAGCCGCCUCGCAGUACUCCGGGUACCAGCAAGGACAAGGCCAGCAGUACGGAAGCUACAGGGCAUCUCAGACGGGCCCGUCCGCCCAGCAGCAGCGGCCUUAUGGCUACGAGCAGGCAAGAUUUGGGGAUGCCUUCAGACGCGCAGAUCCGUCGUGUCUGUGGAAACGUGACAAAGGUUUCUCUUAUGGUCGUGAGGAAUAAGGAGAGGAAGGA